UUGGUCGUGUCUUUUUUUAAAUAUUUCGAAAUCAGAAAUGUUAAGAAUUUCUUUUGGUUUUUUGAGUAAAUAUAGCCUAUGUAUUUCAAGUUUUCUAUUGUGUUUUGUCUAAAUUUCCCUUAUUUUUAGAAUAAUGUUACGUUCGUCAUUAAAUCUUAUUAAAAAUUUCAACAAAAUUGAAGCAACUUCCUUUUACCAUCAAAACGUCUUAGAUCAUUAUAAAAAUCCAAAAAAUGUCGGCUCUUUGGACAAAAAUGACCCUACAAUAGGCACGGGAUUAGUUGGAGCCCCUGCCUGCGGGGAUGUUAUGAAAUUGCAGAUAAAGGUUGAUGAGAAUGGGAAAAUUGUCGAUGCCAAAUUCAAAACUUUUGGUUGUGGAUCAGCAAUUGCAAGUUCUUCUUUAGCUACAGAAAUGAUUAAAGGACAGCAUUUGGAUUUUGCUGCAAAAAUAAAGAAUCAACAAAUUGCAAAAGAACUUUCUCUUCCACCUGUCAAAUUACACUGCAGCAGUUUGUUUUUUUCUGUUUUUAAAUGCUUAAAUUUACAUUUUUUGAGAAAUGAUAUUAUGAGAGCUUUUUAG
Molecule: messenger RNA, 580 nt
Organism: Meloidogyne enterolobii
Lineage: Eukaryota; Metazoa; Nematoda; Chromadorea; Rhabditida; Meloidogynidae
Source: the annotation of a GenBank genome assembly